AAGUGAUUUGAAACGCAAUCAAGAAAAAGACACCAAAAACUGUCUUUUGUUGCAGAAACAAACAAUUGAAGAAUGCAUCUUUCUGCAACAUCAAAGUAGGCCUUCGGAAACUCCAAUGUCGUUGGCAAUGACAAACUCGCCAUCAUGCUUCCCUUGCAAGCUUCCAAAAACCAUUUCUUUCAAUUUCAUCGUCCUAGUUUUCCACCUCCCAUUUAUAGCAAACUCCACAUCUCCUCCAAGCUAGGAACCUCCCUUCCAAGCAGAUGGCGCGUCAAGACUCGAAUAGGAGGCUCGAGACGUUGCUGGACUUGGACAAGACCAAAAAGAACAUGACGAGGCAGGCCACACGGAAGCUCAUCCCGGGCCACGGCCUCGAGUUCACAAACCUAUCAUACAGCGUGCUCAAGAAACAGAAGAAAGAUGGUGUGUGGAUCACCAAGGAGACCUACCUGCUCAACGACAUCUCCGGGCAGGCCAUGAAGGGCGAGAUCAUGGCCAUCAUGGGGCCCAGCGGGGCCGGGAAAUCUACGUUUCUUGAUGCCUUAGCCGGCCGGAUUGCACAGGGGAGCCUCGAAGGCCAUGUCAGGAUGGAUGGCAAAGCAGUGACAGCCAGCUACAUGAAAAUGAUCUCAUCUUAUGUGAUGCAAGAUGAUCAGCUGUUUCCCAUGCUGACUGUUUUCGAGACAUUCAUGUUUGCUGCAGAAGUGAGGCUUCCACCAUCAAUCUCCACUGCUGAGAAGAAGAAGAGAGUUGUUGAGCUUGUCAAUCAGCUUGGUUUAACUAGUGCAAUGCAUACUUACAUUGGGAAUGAAGGGACAAGAGGGGUUUCUGGUGGAGAGAAGAGAAGGGUGUCUAUUGGUGUUGACAUAAUCCACAAGCCAUCACUGCUGUUUCUUGAUGAGCCCACCUCCGGCCUCGACUCGACGAGCGCCUACAGUGUCGUCGAGAAGGUGAAGGACAUAGCCAGAGGAGGCAGCAUAGUGCUCAUGACAAUCCACCAGCCUUCCUUCAGAAUCCAGAUGCUGCUAGACAGAAUCACAGUCCUUGCUAGGGGAAGGCUAGUAUACAUGGGAAGCCCAACUGCACUACCUCCCUACCUUGCCGGCUUCCAACGCCCCGUCCCAGAAGGCGAAAACAGCAUUGAGUACCUCCUCGACGUGAUCAAGGAGUACGACGAAUCAACUGUAGGGCUCGACCCUCUCGUUCUGUACCAGCGCGAUGGGAUCAAGCCGGAGCAAGUGGCCACAACCCCACUCCCGAAGAGGCUCAAGACUCCACAGGCAACGCCCCGUGGGAAGAGCUCGUGGUCGAAGCACAUCAGCCUGCAGAGCAGCCAGUUCUCCCAUCACGGAGGAGGAGGAGCCAUGACUCCUAGAUCAGGGCCGUUUGAUUACAGCAGCAAUCACGAUGAUGACGAAGAAAACUUCGACGCCUCAUUAGAGAGGAAGAGCAGAGUAAUGCCUCAAACGCCACUAAGCAUGCAAAGUGGAGCCUAUCCACGGCUGGCCUCACAUUUCUACAAGGACUUCUCCGUGUGGAUCUACCAGGGCGUCAAGGGGACUCCCCGACGCCCUCCCACGUGGACCCCGGCUCGCACCCCGGGCCAAACGCCAAUGUCGAGCUCAAGAAGCCACACGUACAACAGCCAUGCCCCACCUCCAAAAACACCAGUCUUUACCACUUCUUUUGACUCAUACACAACUUCUUACCAAGAAUUCGACGUCGAGGAAGAGCAAGUGCUGGACGAGCCCGAGCACAGGCACAAGUUCGCCAACCCGUGGCUGCGCGAGGUGGCCGUGCUCUCAUGGCGCACGGCCCUCAACGUGAUACGAACACCGGAGCUCUUCCUAUCUCGAGAGAUAGUCCUCACCGUGAUGGCUCUCGUCCUCGCCUCCCUCUUCAAGAACCUCCACGGAACCGAGUUCCUAAGCAUCAACCGCCUCCUCAACUUCUACAUCUUCGCCAUCUGCCUCGUCUUCUUCUCCUCCAACGACGCCGUCCCCACCUUCAUCCAAGAGAGGUUCAUCUUCAUCCGCGAGACCUCCCACAACGCCUACCGAGCCUCCUCCUACGUCGUCUCCUCGCUCAUCGUCUACCUCCCGUUCUUCGCCAUCCAAGGCUUCACAUUCGCGGCCAUCACCAAAUACAUACUCCGCCUCCACGGCGGCAUCAUCCCCUUCUGGCUCAUCCUCUACGCGUCGCUCAUCACCACAAACGCCUACGUGAUGCUGGUGAGCGCGGUGGUGCCGAGCUACAUCACCGGCUACGCUGUGGUCAUAGCCACCACGGCUCUCUUCUUCCUCACCUGCGGCUUCUUCUUGAAGUCGUCUCAAAUCCCAAUCUACUGGAAAUGGCUGCACUACAUCUCUGCCAUCAAGUACCCUUUCGAGGCGCUGCUGAUCAACGAGUUCAAGGGCACAAGGUGCUACCAUGGCUUCGGCGGGGAGCUCCAGCCCGGCCCCCUCGGAGAGAUCAGGAUCAGCGAGCUCCACAACAUAACUCGAGGGAUCAACUGCACCACUCGUGAUCAAGAGCUCAUGUUGAUCGGAGAAGACGUGCUCUUCACCAUGGAUAUCGAUCACAUUGAGAGUAUAUGGACUGACAUCGGCAUCCUCCUCGCCUGGGGCGUGCUGUACCGCCUUUUCUUCUACGUCGUGCUCAGAUUCUACUCCAAGAAUGAGAGGAAAUGA
Messenger RNA from Salvia miltiorrhiza (redroot sage), 2690 nucleotides. Its product is annotated as ABC transporter G family member STR-like. The transcript has 4 exons. Bases 264 to 2690 code for a protein of 808 amino acids. NCBI's taxonomy places the organism in Eukaryota, Viridiplantae, Streptophyta, Magnoliopsida, Lamiales, Lamiaceae. The record is from RefSeq and is a predicted model, not a curated record. Gene Ontology annotation, cellular component: membrane. Gene Ontology annotation, molecular function: ATP binding; ABC-type transporter activity; ATP hydrolysis activity.